GAUUUUGAUCGAUCCCGUGCAUUUAUUUUUUUAAACGAAAUUAAGAAAAAAUUCCAAAUUUCAUAUGGUUCAAGAGCUUUGACAGCAUUGCCCUAUGCUAUGAAUAGUGAAUUCUCAAGAGUGUUAGCAUCUCAGAUGAAAUAUUUCUCAGAAAGUCGUGAUGUAGAUAAGCUUACAAAAGUGCAAGGAGAAAUAGAUGAACUGAAAGAAAUUAUGGUUCAAAACAUUGACUCGGUUGCAAAUAGAGGAGAAAAAUUGGAAUUGCUUGUGGAUAAAACUGAAAAUUUAACAUCAGCUUCUGUUACUUUUAGGAAAACAAGCAGGAAUUUGGCUCGCUCAAUGUGUAUAAAAAAUGUGAAAAUAACUGUGAUUACAAUACUUGUAAUGAUAGUAAUACUUUAUAUCAUAGUUUCUGCCUCAUGUGGAGGUUUAGCCUGGCCAAGCUGUGUUUAAUGUUAGUUUCAAUCUUGUAAUAUUAUAUACUGAAUAAGAUGUUAUACUGCUGAAGAAAUCUGAAAUUUUUAAAAAUAUUAAAUUGCUUUUUAAGAAAAUCAAUGUAAAUACAGUUCUGUGUUUGUCAAGAUGUUUGCUUGUAAAAAAAACUAUUUAAAUCUCCAUUUAAAAGUGAAAUAUAUAUAAGUUUAAAUUCAUUAUCUCUGCAAUUAUGUAUAUGAUACAGAAGUUUCAUAAUGCUAUUUUUAUAGUUUUGUGUUGAGAGUAAUAAUGUAUAUAUCUAUAUAUAUAUCUUGAACUGUCAUUUUUACUUCUAUCAUAUACUAACACUUGGUUACCAUAAGCCUGCAUUUUUUUUUUUGGCUCACUUUUAUGAGCAGUAGCAUAAAAGAAUAAUCUGGCAUAUAAAAUGAAGUAAAAUAUAUUCUCUUCUGUAUUUAAGAAAACUUCCAUUUCAACAUAACAGAGCUAAAGAAAUUAUUCAAUGUUUUCAUUUAAUAUAUAAAAUAAGUGUAUGUUUAUUAUAUUCAACUUUUAAUAAUCCUUACAAAUCCUGAGUUAAAAUGAUUCUCAUUCCAAGUAACUUUUUAAUUGUGUAAAUAAAAUCAUGUAUAUUAUGUAAUAAAAUUUUUUUAAUAAAAA
Messenger RNA from Stegodyphus dumicola, 1095 nucleotides. RefSeq names its product Vesicle-associated membrane protein 7 (gene Vamp7). Gene Ontology annotation, cellular component: SNARE complex; membrane. Gene Ontology annotation, biological process: exocytosis; vesicle fusion. Gene Ontology annotation, molecular function: SNAP receptor activity; SNARE binding. Lineage: Eukaryota; Metazoa; Arthropoda; Arachnida; Araneae; Eresidae. The record is from RefSeq and is a predicted model, not a curated record.